CUAAGACAGGCAGAUAUCUCUGAACAAGAGCACAAUGAAUACACGCCAUGGGUUAACUCUACUUUAGUUACAAGAAAGCCAAAUGGCACAAUUCGCCUUUGCCUGGACCCGCGCGACCUGAACAAAGCAAUUCAAUGCACCCCCUUCUAUGUGAAAACCAUAGAUGAUGUCAUAGUCCCAAAGUCAGCAGUGCCUCCCAUUUUAGCAUCCUCAACACGCGGAGUGUGGGUUCUGGCAAGUAAAACUUGAAGAUGACAGCAACAAACCCUGUACCUUCAGUACCCCAUGAGGAAAGUACCGAUGGAAAAGACUUCCAUUUGGACUUACCUACGAGAGCAUGAUCAGCACAUGCUAAGUGUCCUUGACACAGCACAGGACAAUAAUGUACAGUUCAACCCAGACAAGUUCCAGUUUAAAGUGGACCAAACAUCUUUUUUGGGGCUUAUGUGGAUCCCGGAUGGACUGAGAGCUGACAACCUCAAAAUUAAAGCCAUCACCGACAUGACUUCCCCACAGAACCUUGCUGAGUUGCAGACCUUUAUGGGAAUGGUGAACUACCUGAUUCUCCCCCAUCAUAACCUAUGCCUCGGAACCCCUACAACAAUUGAUGAAGAAAGACACACCCUUUGUAUGGCAACCAAAGCACCUCAGGGCUUUCCAGAAUGUUAAACAAAUCAUCACUGAAAAACAUGUGCUAGCCUACUAUGACCCAGAAAAGGACAAUGUGAUCCAGUCUGAUGGAAGCCUUAAAGGCAUCUGUUGCAUACUGAUGCAGGACGGCAAGCCAGUGUGCUAUGCAAGCAGAUCACUCAGUGAUAUGGAAUCCCAACACAGUAACAUUGAGAGAGAGAGCUACUUGCUGCUAGUUGGUCCAUAGACAGGUUCAACCACUAUGUUUUUGGCAGAAGAGUAGUCAUCAAAAUGAACCACAAGCCACUAGAAAGCAUAUGGAAGAAGACCAUACAGUGUACCUAGUGCAUUGCCAAGGCUCCAGAGGCUAGGCUUUUGUCGAUUGAGCUAGCAUAAUUUUAAGCAUAAUUUGGCAAAACGAGCACAAUUCUUACCUUUUUUUUAAAGAAAAGCACUGCUAGCAGCUGUCCUUCUAUGUUGUGACAAAUUGUUGUAAUUUUGUACUGAAUAUACUUCUACUUACUGAAUUGUGUUUCUAGAAAGUUUCUUGAGGUAAGACGACUUGUCAUAAUUGUCACAAGUUUAUCUCUGCAUAGACGCUGUGCACUCGUCAUGAAGUUGUUAGUGUACCACAUAAUAUUAGAUCUGGCCAAGAAACGUCUACGCCCUUACAUUAGAACCAAAAGAGCAAAUGAUUUUAUUACUUUUAAAUUUUUAGAUUAGUUUCAUUACAAUAAAUUUUUAUAUAUAUUAUAGUAUCAUUACUGUGAAUUUUAUCACUUGACAAUUCAGUCUUUAUUGCAAAGAGUGGAAUAAAUGAUGUUUGUUUGUUUGUUUGUUUGGUCGUUGUCAUGUUUCUUGGUUUCAGGCCCCAUUCGUACUCAGUAGCAAGCUGCCUGGGAUCUAAGAUCAAAGAUGGCAUCCUCCUCGCCGAGCACUUGUGUUUACCCGCUGUUCAGCCUUUAUUUCACUUAAAAACCAAGCGGCAUAAUUCAAAUGCAAGGACAGCAUAAUUUGUAAUUAAUUUUUUAAGAUACAGGUCCCUAUGGAGACCAGCCUUAGAGCUGAAUGGGCUACCCUGUGUAAAUAAAGUUUUACUUUACUUUACUUUACUUCAGAGAAAAGAGCACAAUUCCGGCAUAAUUUCCAAAAACUUUGAGCACUACCAGGAGCAUAAUAUGCUCGUUUUUCGAGCACAAUCGACAAAAGCCUACCGGAGACUUCUCCUGAAAAUGGCUAAAUACAAUGUGGAAAUGAGAUACAUCCAAGGGAAAACAAACAGUAUUGCUGAUGCCCUUUCCAGAGUCUGUUGCAUGGAACCUCCUGAAGAAGACCAAGGUGUAACCCUUCUUGAAGUCAAUGCGAUUACAAACACCCUGCCUGCUUGCCCAGCUAAAUUAGAUGAAAUGUGAAACCAAACAAGCCAGGACAGCCAGCUAUCUGAAAGAUGUCAUUCCCCAAGGGUGGCCUGAGUAUCCAAACGAAUGCCCUUCAGACCAAAAGAAUUCUGGAAUUUCAGAGAAGACCUUUCUGUCAAAAAAAAGGUUUUAUCCUAAAGGGACACCGGCCUCUGACCCUGAGUGACCUGCACACCCAGAUGCUGCAAAUCAUCCUCCAAGGCCACCUUGGUGUAGAAAAGUGUCAGUUGAAAGCUAGAGACUGUAUCUUUUGGCUGCGCAUCUCAAAAGAUAUUAUGAACAUGACUGCUAACUGCCCCACCUACAUACAGUUCUUGAAACAUUAG
Porites lobata is the source of this 2374-nucleotide messenger RNA. NCBI's taxonomy places the organism in Eukaryota, Metazoa, Cnidaria, Anthozoa, Scleractinia, Poritidae. The record is from the annotation of a GenBank genome assembly.